Messenger RNA from Entrophospora candida, 1404 nucleotides. The record is from the annotation of a GenBank genome assembly. Lineage: Eukaryota; Fungi; Glomeromycota; Glomeromycetes; Entrophosporales; Entrophosporaceae.
AUGGAGAAUAUUUUUAUUCGACCACCACCUUCUGAAGAUUUUGUUUAUUAUUCAAUAUACUUCCCUUUUGCCAACUCUGAAGAUAAAAAUCAAGCUAUAAUCUUUCUCAAAGAAACAAGUGCUUUGAUUAUUUCUGAAUUACAUCAAUUUUUGAAUGUUUAUAUUUGGCAAAAAGAUGCUUUUAAUUUGAGAAUUGAUGAAUGGUUUAUAGUUUUUUUAUUAAAACAUACAUCAGCCAAGUUUCCUGAUGCUGUUAUAAGUGUUGCAGAUAAUGAUGGAGAGUUUUUGUUAAUUGAAUCAGCUCAAUAUCUUCCAUCUUGGCUUAAUCCUGAUAAUAGCGAGAACAGGGUCUUUAUAUAUCAAAAUAAUCUUCAUAUAAUUCCUUUGCACCAAACUUCUGCUGCUGAUUCACUACAUAUUCCUACAGGAGAGCUGGCACUUGUAAAGGCAAUACAAAUAAUUCGUAAUGAUUCAAUCAACACUGAAGCAAAUGAUAAAAUUCAACAGUCUGCAUUUAAUCGAAUUUUUGAAUACCCAGAAAAAAUUAAGCAAAAUUUCCAUCAUACUAAAUGUCACAUCCCAAGAAAAAUUGCGCAUCUUUUAUAUUAUAAUCCUCAACUCGUAGCACCAGCUGUUGAAGCAUUUUAUACUCGUGAUCUUGUGUCAUUAAAGGCAUGUCAAGAAAUGGAAAAUUUUCCACCACGAUCAUCAAUGACAGUUAUUGUUAAAUUCACAAAAACAUUAUAUGCUCAAUUAAUAAAUCAAAGAUUUCAUCCACCAAAAAUAUUUAUACAACCACCAAUUAAUUCUGAAAAAUAUAAAGCUUUUGAUUUAGGAAUGAAAUUGGCAUGUGGAUUUGAGAUUUUGUGUAGAAAUAAAAAUCUAUUCUCAAAGGAUAAGGGAUUAAAUAAAUACUCUUUUAAUUCAGAUCCGGAGUGGAUAUUUUUUCAUGACAAAUUAUCUAAAUAUGGAUAUUUUCAUAAUGAAUUACCCGGAUCUAAAUUAUAUACUCAACUUGAAAAUGUUGCAAAAGAACAAUUCCUAAAAAAUAAAGUUGAAAUUAAUGAUGUAGAUGAUGAUCACAUUGGAAAUGAAUUAUUACCAUUAGAACAAAUAGAUGAAAUAUUAAAAAAACCAUUAACAUCAGAUGAUCUAUUACUCAAAAAUAAUAAUACAGAAGAUGAUGAUUCAUGGUUGAAUAUUGAUCCUAAACAAUUGGAUGAACUGCUUGAAUCAAGAAAUGAAGGCCAUCAUGAACAGACACAAAAAAAAGAAAAUGAAAAAAUGCAAGAUAACUCAAUUGAUUUAGACAAGAUGAUUGAUUCAUUUAAAAAAUUUGUUGAUUUUGAUCUAACAGGAAUUGAUGGAGCAGAAUUUUUAGAGUAUUUUUCAAAAUAUAAUUAA